CCUUCCAAGGUUCCACCCAAGGCUCCAAAGCUCCCUCCAAUCUAAACCAUAUAUCAGAGAGAGAGAGAGAGAGAGAGAGGCAUGUAUGGCUGAACUUCAAAGGUCUGUGACAUCUUUCAGAAGACAAGGCUCUUCAGGCUUGGUUUGGAACGACAAGUUCCUCUCCAAUAACCAAAACAACCCUAAUAACCACCACCAACAACCUCCUGAUCCCCCGCCAACGCUCGAUUGCAGCCGCUCCACCGGAGCACGGCCUUACCGGGCCGUCAACGUCUCCCUCCCUCCCAAUGAUCCGCCGUCCCCCAAAGUGCCUACCUGCGGACUUUGUGGCUUCUUCGGCAAACAAGCGGCUGUCGACCAUCAUCGCACCAGUUCAAAGCCUAAGAAACGGCUUGUUUGGAGAGGAGGAGGCCAAGAGACAGUUGCUGAUGGAAUCUUAGAACAUUGA
Molecule: messenger RNA, 448 nt
Organism: Neltuma alba
Lineage: Eukaryota; Viridiplantae; Streptophyta; Magnoliopsida; Fabales; Fabaceae
Exons: 3
Coding region: 86-448 (120 amino acids)
Source: RefSeq, a predicted model, not a curated record